AUUCUCUCAAGUAUUGUCCGGUCGCCGUAAACAUUCCUAUAAGUAUUUUCCGGCGGCGGCGACACCAUGGCGGAAGUGAUCGACCCCCGUGUGGUGGUGGCGGAGCAGACGCCUAUCGACGGUGCUCCGAUUACCAACUUGCUUGGUACUGUCGCCGGCGACGCCUUAAUUAUGGCGGUUACCGACCGCCAUGUGGUGUUGCCGGAAAAGCCGCCGGCCACCGCCGCUGCAACUAUCAACGGCGUCGAAAAUGGCGACGGCGGCGCGUUGGAAGAGAGUGUAUACUUUGACGAGAAUGAAGCAGGUAAUAAAAACAAAAGCAUCAUAGAGGGCAACGUGUAUGUCCCCGAACUGAUAACUUCUGUCCUCAACGAUCAAAACCUCGGAGAUCUCAAAGACAAAAUCCUCUCAGGCCUCAAUGCUUCCACAUCAAAAUCGCCACAAAAAGAGAUCGUGACCAUCGAAAAUGCAGGCAAAGAAAGCGAUGAUGACGACGACGAAGAAGAAGUCGUCGAGCUCGAAUUCGAGAGGGCCGUCGACAAGCUCCACUCACACACUCCCUACUGUCCUAACUGCAGCCACCAGAUUACUAAGGUUGUCCUACGCCGAAAAAAGCCCCGAGGCAAGGCGCGCAAGGAUCCCGUCGACUUGCUCGGAUGCCUCUCAUGCUUCAGCAUUUUCAUCCCAUCGGGGGACUGUCUGAAUCCUUUCCGUAUCUUCGGAGGAAAUGGGAAAGAACCGAGUGUUACGACCCCCGAAAGAAAGCCGGAACGCGGCGUGAAGGGUGCGGAAACUAGUUGCAAUAUUUUCGGAUGGUUUAGAGCUAUCCAGAGGAAUCGGGAACCUUCCGCGCCGUCUCAUAUCACUGACAGGAGUCCUCCAACUGAGCCAGGUGCAACAUCAAUCGGCGCCGGUCUUCUCCCUAGCGCCGGUGAGGGGAAAUUAAGCGGCGCGACGAGUGAACCGGUCGAAUCUGCGCCAAGUGGAGACGUCACGAUCGAUUUUCCGGAUGAAACAGGGAGCAUCGAUGUUGCCGAACACUCGACAUCGGUGGAGAUUGUGAAAUGCAUCGUCUACGGAGGUCUAAUGGAGCUUAUCGCGAGCUUGAGCGUCGUUUCAUCUGCCGCGGCUGCAGACGCCACUACGCUGAACAUAAUCUGCAUCGGCUUGGCGACGAUGUUCAGCAGCCUCAUCGCAUUUGGAAACAACCUUCUCGACUUAAAAAAAGACAUCCCUCGAGAGAGCUCGGAGCAACAAGUAGACCAAUACGAAGAACAACUCGGAAAAAGGGACAAUUUUCUACUCCAUUCAUCGCUCGCGACGCUAUCAUUUUUAAUUUUCGGGCUUAUACCUCCGAUAGUUUACGGAUUCGCCUUUAAAGAGACCAACAACAAGGACUACACGAUGCUCGUGGUCGCCAUAGUUUCGUUUGUGUGUAUUCUCGUUCUUGCUGCAGCAAAAGCUUAUGUGCAACGGGCGCAGACAAUGAGCGACUACGUCAAAACCAUAAUGUACUACGCAACUUUGUCGAUUGGGGCCUCGGGUGUUGCGUAUGCCGCAGGGGAUUUGAUUGAAAUGUUGAUCGAUCGGUUUGGGUGGUUCGCGCCUUCGACUACGCCGGCUGGCUUGCUCGGACCGGGUAUGGUUUCGGGUACUAGGGCUUGGGGCUCUUACUAAACUAGCAUGGUUUGUAUAUCUACUUAUGUUUGUAAUGUUUUUGAUGUUUUGUUGUUUGAGUGAGUUGAGUUAUUUAUGUUGUUCGACGUAUAUGUGUCGAAAAAUUCGUACUCGUCAAAUCGAGCACGAUUUUUCGAAUGAAUGUGAUUUGUUAUUGAUAAAAAUCGACUUUUAGGCCAUCGGUGUUUUGUAAGCUAGUAAAAAAACUAAUAAUAUAAGUUCUCCUGUGUCUCAACAAAAAGCCUGACUUUGUAUAAAAGAAAUAGUAUAAAUAAAAAGAAAGAAAAAUUGUCUUUUA
This is a messenger RNA of Andrographis paniculata, 1975 nucleotides long. RefSeq names its product membrane protein of ER body 2-like. NCBI's taxonomy places the organism in Eukaryota, Viridiplantae, Streptophyta, Magnoliopsida, Lamiales, Acanthaceae. Bases 67 to 1677 code for a protein of 536 amino acids. The transcript has 7 exons. The record is from RefSeq and is a predicted model, not a curated record.